This is a messenger RNA of Lingula anatina, 606 nucleotides long. RefSeq names its product MORN repeat-containing protein 1-like. The record is from RefSeq and is a predicted model, not a curated record. Lineage: Eukaryota; Metazoa; Brachiopoda; Lingulata; Lingulida; Lingulidae.
UGUCUACGAGGGAGAUUGGGUGAUGGACAAAAGACAGGGACAUGGACAAGUAAAAUUUGCAGACACCUCUAUAUAUGACGGUCAAUUCAGAAAUGACCUGUUCAAUGGAGAAGGCACCAUGUACCAUUGCUCUGGCUUUGUUUAUGAAGGACUGUGGAUCAAUGGAGAACCAGCACAGCUGGCCACCAAGAUUGUGUUAGUUGGGACAGAGGAAGGGAACACAAUUGAGAUCACCCAGGGAGAGACAUUCGCCUUGCAGAUAGAAUGCAGGACUGAUGAGGGAGAGGUGGUGGAAGACCAAGGUCGAGAGCUGCAGGUGAUAGCUAGCAGGUGUGAGGUUCCAGCCUCCCAAGGAAAACACUCCAUCUGGAACCAGCAUUCUAGAAACUCUGGAAGAGAUGGAAGAGGCCACUGUGCCCACUCCAUUAGAAAGAGAAAAACUGGAAAAGAUUUUGGGCACAAAAUGGAUGAAGCGUGGAUUUGAUGUUGCAAGCUACCCAAUCACAGAACAGGAAGCGUCUCUGGUCAAAGACAUGGAGAGUGCUCUGUCCCUUCAAAAGUCCAACACCGCACUCACUGAGAACACCAUCAAUGAGCAGGAUGAGG